Messenger RNA from Fraxinus pennsylvanica, 1359 nucleotides. The record is from the annotation of a GenBank genome assembly. NCBI's taxonomy places the organism in Eukaryota, Viridiplantae, Streptophyta, Magnoliopsida, Lamiales, Oleaceae.
AUGGGUUCGAGGAGGCGUUUGUUGCUGUUUUUAUUGUUGAUUGAGUUGAUAUAUGUAGUGAAGGGAAAUGUAGUUUUCAAAGUUCAGCAUAAAUUCGGUGGCCGCGGGAAGGGGGUGGAAGCCUUGAGGACUGUCAAGGAUCAUGAUUUUGGCCGCCAUGGUCGAAUGCUGGCAGCUGUUGAUUUUCAGUUAGGCGGCAAUGGAAAUCCCACCGAUACCGCGCUCUAUUACACCAAGAUUGCUAUUGGGUCUCCUCCAAAUGACUAUUAUGUACAAGUCGAUACAGGAAGUGACAUUCUCUGGGUGAAUUGUAAAAACUGUGACAGGUGUCCCACAAAAAGCAGCCUUAAUAUACCCUUGAACCAGUAUGACAUAACGGCCUCUUCGACUGGCAAAAAAAUCACGUGCGAUCAAGAGUUUUGCAAUACUGUGUUCACUGGUCCGAAUUCAGAUUGCAAGGUCGGAAUGGCCUGUGAAUAUGCAGUUACUUAUGGAGAUGGGAGUAAAACCGAGGGCUAUUUUGUCAGUGAUUACAUUAGACUCGAUCAAGUGUCGGGAAACCUUCAAACGACGACCAUGAAUGGGUCCAUAUCAUUUGGGUGCUCAGCUAAACAAUCUGGAGAUUUAGAUUCAUCCUCUCAAGCAGCUGAUGGAAUAAUAGGUUUUGGGCAAUCGAACACAUCCGUUCUUUCACAGCUUGCUUUAUCUAAAAAGGUGAAAAAAGUAUUUUCACAUUGCCUCGAUGGAAGAAUUGGAGGUGGCAUAUUUGCUAUUGGUGAAUUGGAGCAGCCAAAAGUAAAUUCAACACCACUGGUUGAAAACGAGGCGCAUUACAAUGUUCUUAUGAAGGCAGUUGAUGUGGACAGUCAAUCUCUAGACCUUCCAACAGAUUUGUUUGGCUUUGAUACCGAUAGAGAUACAAUUAUUGACAGUGGUACAACCUUGGCUUAUCUUCCAUCAAGGCUUUAUAAUCAGAUUAUUGAAAAGAUGAUGGCAAAGCAACCUGAUCUGAAAACUCAUUUGGUCGAGGAUCAGUUCAAAUGCUUUUGGUACAAUGGGAAUGUUGAUGAUGGAUUUCCAGUUGUAACUUUUCAUUUUCAGGGAGAACUUCUUUUGCCGGUUUAUCCUCAUGAUUAUCUGUUCGAAGUUCAUGAUAAUGAGUACUGUAUCAGUUGGCAGAGCGGCAAAAUGCAGUCGCAAGAUGGAAAGGACUUAACUUUGUUAGGAGAUAUUGUACUAUCGAACAAGAUUGUUUUGUAUGACCUCGAAAAUCAGACCAUUGGAUGGACAGAACACAACUGCUCUUCAAACAUCAAGGUGAAAGAUGAAGUAUCAGGGAAUGUUUAUUCCGAUAUGUAA